CAACAGGUUUUGUUUUUGGGAGUUUAUUAUUGACCAUUUAAUAAUUAAAAAUGACACAGGUCUGGAUCUCUGUGUCCUCAUAACUUACUACGGCCGUAAAUAGGCCGUAAAUAAUUACUCACAUCAAAUGAGUAAAACGUACACAGACUAUUUUAGAUGUUUUAGAUGUACAGAAUAACAUGUCUUUACAGGAGUUCACAAAGAUUUAUAUACGACUAAAGUAUAUAAUGUGAAAGCUGAGAGAAUUAAAGAAACCAAGCAUGUUACUGGCUUCAGUAUACGUGACAGAGAAUUACACACGACUGAACUCUAUUGGUCGUGUUUUCAGCGCUAGAGAAUGUGAUGUGGCGAGAAAUCGCAGGAUCCUUUUCUCUGUGAUGCUCAUUCUUACUUGUCACAUCUGUACACAGAUGUUCAUUUUAUAUUUUUAUCCUGACAUUAGAACCUUGUGUUCAGGUAGACACUUUAUUUCUCACUGAUGGAAACACCUCAAUUCACUAUCAGAGAAAUAAAUCAAACAUUUCAUCAUUUCUCUUCCAGUCUGUGGGACUGUAAUCUGACAGAUGAAAGCUGUAGAGUUCUGUCCUCAGUUCUCAGCUCAAACUCCUGCAGUCUGAGAGAACUGCACCUGAGUCACAAUAAACUGCAGGAUUCGGGAGUGAAGCUGCUCUGUGAUGUACUGAAGGAUCCGCACUGUACACUGGAGAUACUGGGGAUGGAGCGCUGCAGUAUUACAGAUGAAGGUUGUGUUGCUCUGGCUUCAGCUCUGAGGUCAAACUCCUCAUCACACCUAAGAGUACUGGAUCUGCUCAAUAAUAAUCCAGGAGAAUCAGGAGUGAAGCUGCUCUCUGAUCUACUGAAGGAUCCACACUGUAAACUGGAGACACUACACAUUUAGCAUAAUACACUCACCAGGUCUGGUGUAUGACAGGAGUCUCUCCUCAGACCUUUUUUCCAGGAUAAAGCAGUUAUGGUGGUGAAGCGUUAGAACACGUCCCACAUUUCCAGCAGUUUGGGAGCUGAAUCAUUCAUAUUCAGAUGUAGAAGAUCCAUAACAAUAACUCAGAUAGAUCAGUGCUACUGUUUCCCAAAUGUUUUUAUCAUGGCACAGUUUUGAUUUAUAAAACAUCCCACGGCAGACAGCAAACCACUAAGCUUUAAAAUUAAUUGCACAAACACGCUUCAUUGCUUCAGAUGGAAUAUUAAAAGUGGAAAUAAUCCUACAUUAAAAUGACAUUUAAUGUCAAAUUUGAGCUUAAGUCAGAUAGGAAUAAGUUAGUUACACGCUGUUGCUGCUGAUAAAACAACAAAUUUAGGCUCCAUGUCAUUGCUGUCGGUCGGAAAACUCAUAUUUUUUAAAUAAUUAUGUGUCAUCAAAAUUGGUAUUAUGGCUUUAUAAAUGGUCAGACAAGUGCGUCAUUAUAUUAACAUUUCAUGUAAACAGCUUCAUCUGAGGCAAUAAGUGCAUCGCAUUAGUUUUUCUUCAACUUACAGGAUAUAAAGUUUAUUGUAAUCACUGUUUUUGUUGUUGUUGAAUACAUGUGGACAAUAUGUCAUUAUUUAAAAGGUAAAACAGUACUUAAAACUGUAUUGGCUAGUACAACUACACAGCAAAUAUCUGACAAAGACUCUUUAAAUAAAAAAACAUUAGCCUUUAUCAGUGUAAUGUAACGGAGUACAAAUACUUUGUUACUGUACUUAAGUAGAAAUGUCACGUAUCUGUACUUUACUUCGCUAUUUAAAUUAAUGUCAACUUUCACUUUUACUCCACUACAUUUCCUAGAUAAAAUGUACACUUUUACUCCGUUAUUUUCCACUAAGCGUCUUCGUUACUCGUUACUACAAAAUAAAAUCAGAAGAAAUGUGUGCGACUGCAAUAAGGUUUGGCGAAUCACUGCUCCUAGAUUACAUUACGCUCCGCACGCUCUACGGAGAAGCACAGGCACGCGCAGUCAGAGCUGGAGGCGUUUAUCUAUAUGUUAAUCGGGGGAAAGUCGCAAAGAGGCAACCAAAAGCAGUGAAAUGUCACUAUUCUUAUUACAUUCAUUGGACACACUGUUUGUAGAGAAUGCACACAUACAUGAACUGAUUUGAUUCAAGACCGGCAUCAUUACAUCAUGCAUAAGAUUUUGGUGUCAACUUUUGCCAUUUAAUAAUCCCAUAACUUUUGGCUUACUAUGUAGUCAUAUAAUAUAUAAUAUAAAACUCUUCUUGUUUUAAAUUCUCAUUGAGGGCUAAAACCCCCUAAAGAUGAGACCCUAGAACCGCCCCUGCUCUU
This is a messenger RNA of Tachysurus vachellii, 2278 nucleotides long. Its product is annotated as ribonuclease inhibitor-like. Gene Ontology annotation, molecular function: protein binding. The transcript is spliced from 3 exons. The coding region runs from base 479 to 898 and encodes 139 amino acids. Lineage: Eukaryota; Metazoa; Chordata; Actinopteri; Siluriformes; Bagridae. The record is from RefSeq and is a predicted model, not a curated record.